GUAUGAGUUCAAAGCGAAGAACAUCAAAAAGAAGAAAGUGAGCCUCUUGGUGUCUGUGGAUGGAGUGAAAGUGGUCCUAAAGAAGAAAAACAAGAAGAAAGAGUGGGCCUGGGAUGAGACAAAGAUGCUGAUUAUGCAAGAUCCAAUCUACAGAAUAUUCUAUGUGUCUCACGACUCCCAGGAUCUCAAGAUCUUCAGCUACAUUGCUAGAGAUGGGUCCAGCAACAUUUUUCGCUGCAAUGUCUUUAAAUCCAAGAAAAAGAGCCAUGCCAUGCGGGUAGUGCGGACUGUGGGACAAGCCUUCGAAGUGUGUCACAAGCUGAGUUUGCAGCACACAGAGCAGGCUGGGGAUGGACGAGAGGAUAUUGAUAGCGAGAAGAGCACUGAUGACUCUGGGAUUCCAGUGACACAAAUAGUUGCCAGUAUAGAUCACAAUGCUGAUGAGACUGACAUUGAUGCUCUGGACAGUCCUUUGCCUGGAGGACAGGCUCCAAAAUUCAACCGCGGAGUGACUGAUCUGGACGCUGUAAAUGGAGAGAGUGAUCGUACUGAGGAAAAAGAAGGAACAGGAUCAGAUGAUUACUGCUUCACCUAAGAUGUUACUACCCUCCGGAAGUCAGCUAUCCCCUGGGACUCCGCUGUCUGUCCACCAUCAAUUACAGUUCCUUCAACAGCAACUGCAGCAGCAACAGCAGCAAACACAAGUGGCUGUGGCUCAGGUACAUUUGCUAAAGGACCAGUUGGCUGCCGAGGCAGCUGCCAGGUUGGAGUCUCAGGCCAGAGUCCACCAGCUUCUGCUGCAGAAUAAGGAUCUGUUGCAGCACAUCUCCCUUCUAGUGAAGCAGGUGCAAGAACUGGAGUUCAAACUGUCUGGAAAAAAUGCUAUGGGAUCUCAGGACAGUCUCCUGGAAAUUACUUUCCGUCCCAGUGUUUUGUCGGUGAUUUGUGAUGCAACAACCCCUCAGCCUGAAGAUUUCCCCCCACUGACAGAUCCAGAUUCUUCAUUUCAGCUGGGUAGCCCUCUAGGUAGGACAGACUGCCUAGUGAAGGUGCAGUGUUAUCGCUUUGUGCCUGGCGAGGGGGAGGGAUCAGGGGAACUGCUGGGUAGUCUGGAGCUGUACAGAUUCAGAGAGUCUGGCAUAGCAUCCGAAUACGAGUCCAACACAGAUGAGAGUGAGGAAAGGGAGUCCUGGCAGGACGAUGGUGGAAGGUUGGCCCAUGUGUUACAUAGAGACAUGCUGGGAGACAGUCUGGAUGAUGAGAUUGCUGUGUGA
Staurois parvus is the source of this 1274-nucleotide messenger RNA. The record is from the annotation of a GenBank genome assembly. NCBI's taxonomy places the organism in Eukaryota, Metazoa, Chordata, Amphibia, Anura, Ranidae.